Messenger RNA from Lates calcarifer (barramundi perch), 4517 nucleotides. It is a transcript of the gene hhipl1, whose product is annotated as HHIP-like 1. Gene Ontology annotation, cellular component: membrane. The record is from RefSeq and is a predicted model, not a curated record. Lineage: Eukaryota; Metazoa; Chordata; Actinopteri; Centropomidae.
ACAGUCCACACUCUGCAACCAGACGACAGACAGCCCAAGCUAACAGAACUCACAGCGGUUCACCACGUCAGAGCGCCAAACACAGCGGAUUGUUGGAGUUAGAGCAAAGUGCACACAGGAAGCCGCUCCUGCACAACUUUCUCCUCCAUGGUCUCCAGCGCACGCCAUAAUGCGGCGAUGUUACAGCAAAGCCCCGGGUCGGCUGUGGCUCUCGCCGAUUGGCAUCUUGUAUUUCUCGACAAUCUGGGUCGCACCUGUAAUGUUACACCCGCAGUGUUUGGAUUUUAAACCGCCUUUCCGACCGCUGAGAGAGCUCGAGUUUUGCGUAAUGUACAAGGAGUUUGGCUGCUGUGAUUAUCAGAAAGACCAGGAACUGAUGAGUAACUACUACCAGAUUAUGGAUCAUUUUGAUUAUCAUGGAUAUACUAACUGUGCGGGCUUCGUCCUGGAACUGCUCUGCCAGGUGUGUUCUCCCUAUGCAGCUCACCUCUUUGAUGCCGAAGACCCAAGCACCCCAGUCCGCACCAUCCCUGGCCUCUGUCAGGACUACUGCUCCCAGUUUUGGAAUACGUGCAGGUCCACUAUCCCUCUCCUGUCUGAUGACCCACACAUUGCUAAAGUCAAAGAAGACCAGACUAGUUUAUGCCAGUACCUGCAGCUAGACGAUGUAGACUACUGCUACCCACACCUCCUCAGCAACCAGAAGCUCACCCAGAACCUGGGCCGGGUUCAGUCAGACUCAGAUGGCUGUCUGCAACUGUGCCUGGAAGAAGUGGCCAACGGUCUACGGAACCCACUAGCCAUGGUCCACGCCAACGACGGCACACAUCGGUUCUUUGUGGCAGAACAGGUCGGCUUGGUUUGGACCUACCUUCCUGACCGGUCCAAAUUGCGAAGACCAUUUUUGAACAUUACCAAGGCAGUCUUAACGUCAUCAUGGGAAGGUGAUGAGAGAGGCUUUCUGGGACUCACCUUUCACCCCAAGUUCAAAUACAAUGGGAAGCUGUAUGUGUAUUACUCAGUGGAAGUGGGUUUUGAUGAGAGGAUCAGGAUCAGUGAGUUCCAUGUGUCAACCAACGACAUGAAUGUGGUGGAUCACACCUCUGAGCGGGUCAUUCUGGAGAUCGAUGAGCCUGCAUCAAACCACAAUGGAGGGCAACUGCUUUUUGCAGAUGAUGGUUACUUGUACAUAUUCACAGGUGAUGGCGGGAUGGCAGGAGACCCCUUUGGGAAAUAUGGGAAUGCACAGAACAAGUCAGCUCUCUUGGGUAAAGUUCUUCGUAUUGAUGUGGAUGACAAUGAGAGAGGCCCAUUGUACAGAAUCCCUCCAAACAACCCCUUCAUACACGAACAAGGAGCUCGACCUGAGAUUUAUGCUUACGGUGUCCGCAAUAUGUGGAGGUGCUCAGUGGACCGGGGUGACCCUCACACCAAAGAGGGCAAGGGACGGAUCUUCUGUGGGGACGUAGGCCAGAACAAGUUUGAAGAAAUCGACAUCAUCGAGAAAGGUCGGAACUAUGGCUGGAGAGCUAAAGAGGGCUUCUCCUGCUAUGAUAAGAAGCUUUGUGCCAACAGCUCACUAGAUGAUGUCCUGCCUAUUUAUGCAUACCCCCACAAGAUGGGCAAGUCAGUGACUGGUGGCUAUGUGUACAGAGGUUGUGAAUACCCCAACCUGAACGGCAUGUACAUAUUUGGAGACUUCAUGAGUGGGCGUUUGAUGAGUCUGCAGGAGGACAGGAACACAGGGCAGUGGAAAUACAAUGAGAUCUGUAUGGGGAUGGGCCUGACCUGUGCCUUCCCUGGACUCAUCAACAACUACCAUCAGUACAUCAUCUCCUUUGCUGAGGAUGAAGCUGGUGAACUAUAUUUCAUGUCCACUGGAAUACCAAGCGCUAUGUCACCUUCAGGAGUUGUUUAUAAAGUGGUGGAUCCCUCAAGACGUGCGCCACCAAGACAGUGUCACUAUGACCCUCUUCCUGUCAGAGUUAAAAGUAAUCUCAUCAAGUUUGUGCCACAGGAAACAUUGAUUGGCGUUGAGCCAUCAAGCAAAAACAAGCCUGAACCACAGCCCACAGAAUCAUACGACUGGCUGCAAGAGCUCAUUGACCGUCUAGGUGAAUUAGGACCAGACCUGGCCACCCCUUUACCAACCACAACUACCACCAAACCACCCCGACAGUCCAGGCGUAAAGGCCGGCGCAGGAAGGGAAAACCCAGGACAGAAACUGCACCCGUGCUUCUGAGUGGAACAGUGAGGCUGGUUGGAGACGAACAAGGCCGCAGUGACCGUGGACGGGUGGAGAUCUACAUUGACGGGGAGUGGGGCACUGUAUGUGACGACCUAUGGACCACCAAAAAUGCUGCGGUAGUUUGCCGGCAGCUGGGAUUCCGAUACGCUCUGAAAGCUGCCAAGAACUCAGAAUUUGGUGAGGGGAAGGAUCUGCGGAUUCUUCUGGAUGAUGUUCAGUGUGAUGGGACCGAGUCCAGCCUGCUGGACUGCAAACAUCCUGCCGUUGGGACACAUAACUGUGCCCAUUAUGAAGACGCUGGGGUGGUCUGUGGCAACUCUGAGUAUGUUAUAGAAGUCUAAGAGUGUGAUUACUAUGAAGUCAGGGAUAAUUAUCAUUAACUAAACCCGCUGCCUUAAAAAUCCACCAAAUUUAACACUGUUAAAAACAAUUAGUCUACUCUCGUUAAGGGUAUUUUUCUGAUUCCCACAAAUGAGCAGACCAAACAGACAACAUAACUUUAUGCUAUGACUUUUCUAGCAGCUACAAUGGGGUUGAAUAGCAUAAAUGCAGUGGUGUAGUCUAGUUUGUAGUAGUGGGUAUACUGUCAUGAAUCCUUCACCCCUUCCUGGACUAAACACACACAACCCGCAUAUCCAUAUACUACACCUUUACAGGUGUAGUAUAUGGAGCCCGAGGUAUGUAUAUUUAAAUAUAAGUAAACCUUUUUAGUUCAAGCAAUAUAAGGAAAGUAGCAUACACAUUAUGCACAAUUACAGUUAAAUCCACAUAUGUUGUGGGUUUCACAAAAGGUGUGAGACAACGUUGAGCCUCACCCAACAGCAGCAACCUAAAACAAUAGUUAACUUUCCCAUAAGAGGACCUCACAGUUACAACUUUCUUCAGGGAGGCAAAUCAUAACCCACGGACACACACACAGAUAGACCUAAGUGACAGCUUAUAAGACAACUGCAGAAAACUAGUAUGGCCAAUAGAUGGCACUCGAAGACCACAAAUGGCACAAGAUAAUGUUAAAAAACAGUUACAGGCCACAUAGCACAAUUAAAAUGAAAAAUUGGUGCAAUACAUAUUGACACAAACAUAUUAACAUUUAUGCUAGCUAUCAUUCACCGAAAGGAAUACAUAAGGGAGAAGCUAACCGUAUGGCUGAGAUGAGGAAGGUGCUAACUUAGCUCAGGUUGAUUAACUGCGCCAGCAUAGCUAGACAGAUUCAGUUGGCUAACUUCAGGCACACAUAUGGCAGGAUAAUUCAAUACAUUUAUCACACAUCCAGUGCUGUUAGAGUGAUACACAUUAGUUAACCAGCUAAUCUUAAUCUGUGAAUUUUUCACUCAUCAGAUGUAACAUAAUGGUUCAGAGUCACACAGCCAUGUCAAGCACUUGAUAACCUCAAAAUGAGUAAAUGUUAGUUGGAUGGUGCUCAUUGUGAUUGGUGGUGAGGGAGAAGGCUUGCUUUCUGAUUGGACAAUUUUUUUGUUUCAACGAUAUUUGCAGUUUGUUUUCUUCAAAUUCAUCAUGACCUACAUUUGUUUGGGGUCCCCGUUAUCAAUUCAGAUUGCUUAUGUGAAUCCUGUCACAAACCUAUGUUGAUACAUAUCCUUGGUGGAUGCUUUAAGCAGGUAUACAGAAAUCUGGGAAGUGGUUAUAGGGCGCAUACGUGCAUACCACGUAGACUACACCACUGCAUAAAUGGUACAAAAAAUUUCUGUAUUUUGUUGUCAGUCCAUCACAGUAAAAAGGAAAAGGGAGAAAUCUUUCAGUGCAAGUACACUGCAGACACAAUACAAUGCACUUUGAGUGAGAUGUAUGUUAUGUUUGUUUUUUCAUAAAACCUGCAGGUGAAUGCAAAAACUUCAGGAAAUCACAGUCUAAAGCAGGAAGUGAUGUAGGUUGACAGUCCUUUCAUCAAAGCAUUCUGAAGGUUAUUUAUGAGAUAACCUAACAGCUGGAAUUCAUUGAUAUCCACUAUAACUGUAUACACACUGUGACACUGUAACUGUAUCCAAUCUUCUCUUUAACUAAUAUCCUCUACUUGUCAGCAGUGGCACUUUUACUCAAAGCUAAAUGUUUAUAUGAGAGUUUAUUUUUAAUUUUUCAUUACAGACUUGAAAGUUUCAUUCGAAUGUAUUUUUUGGCUUCUCUGUGAUUUGUUACAAUAACACAUUUGACAAUAAGUGUAAUGCUUCUUAAUGAGUUGAAUGUUCAAUACCCACUGAAUGAAUGUUACCAAUUUGGUAAAUGAUUUUAAUAAAAGCUUUCUAGCCUCUA